CCUCACGACAGAAGACAUGGUACUUCUUAGUACAUUUUAUUUUACUUUAUUCCGUAUGCCACAACUUGUUGUAACCAGAAGACGGGACUGCCCUCAUUUCUUCUUUUCUGUGUUACAUUCAUCGUUAUCCGAAGCAUCCAAAAUGGCAGCACGGAGCUUCCAGCGAGUGGAUUGCUCGGAGUUAAGAGAAGACCAACAUGGCAAAGAAACCUCGGGAAAAUUAUGCAUUGGAUUAGGAAUAAGAUACUGCGAAAGAAAUUGGAAAGCCAACCAGAGUGAACACGAACUUCGAAGCCGUCGCCCGCAGCUGACAUAGUUUCUGUGCAGACAGUCUUCUGGAUGAAGUAUUAAAAAUAAAAAAAUAAAUAAUCCACGAAAACAACGGAGUGACUCGGAGUCAUGUAUGGCGGGAGGCGUCGUGGCCAGGCCCCGGAAUGGUUAAAAAAUUAAAUGAAAGAAAAGGGGUUAAGGGCGCGAGUUUCUAGUCUGCACGUAGUGUGUUCGAAUCCGCAACUUACAUGAAUUUAAAUUCGUGAUAAAGGUUGCUAGUUAAAAAAGUUGAAAUGGUUCCAGCUACCUAUGCUGAAGUUCUGGGUUCGUUUCUUACAUCCGGCAGUCAUUUUCAUCCAACAGAAGUAGCAACUCUCCCACAUCUGGUAGCCUGGAGGAGAGUCGGUACAGGCUGGGCCCUGACAGAGGAGGAGGUCAUGCCGGGUCGAAACUCUGUCACCGGUCACCUUUCUUAUGCCAGUUUUUUGUUUUGUUUUUUGUUUUAUGAAUGAGCCAAUCGCUGUGCAAGGUCACAGGGGACUUGACUCUACCAGAGCCUGAGAUGUAGAAAAUAUUGGUGGAGCACUCAGAUCUCCCUUUUCGUCGCGUUUGAUCAGUUUGUAAUGAUGCAUUUCCACUGCUUCAUUGUUUCCACUUGCCUGCAAAGCUAUAAAGACGUUCACAAAAGACAUGUCUGUGGGGUUCGAAUCCUGGCAUGUCACUUUAAGUUGCAACAUGAGCACAGCAAAAUACAUGUGAGAUAUUAUUAUGAUUUUUAAUGCCUUUCUGCGCUUUAUCAACAAUAAUGGUGGGUUCCGGAUUAGACUCCCUAGUCAGACACGCAGCUUUUCGUCCUAUCAUGUCAGAUUCAAACAUGCCACUCACAGCUACUCGUGAAAGAUGAUAGUACAGUCAACGUGUCUUUAUAUGUAGUCAACAACUGUGUGUCCAGGGUUCGAUUCCUACUCAGCAGAAAAUUUUCAUAAUUGUAUUUACAAUACAGACAUGCGCACAUUCCGCUGCUAAUGAAGUACAGGGCUAUUACAAAUGAUUGAAGCGAUUUCAUAAAUUCACUGUAGCUCCAUUCAUUGACAUAUGGUCACAACACACUACAGAUACGUAGAAAAACUCAUAAAGUUUUGUUCGGCUGAAGCCGCACUUCAGUUUUCUGCCGCCAGAGAGCUCCAGAGCGCAGUGAGACAAAAUGGCGACAGGAGCCGAGAAAGCGUAUGUCGUGCUUGAAAUGAUCUCACAUCAGUCAGUCAUAACAGUGCAACGACACUUGAGGACGAAGUUCAGCAAAGAUCCACCAACUGCUAACUCCAUUCCGCGAUGGUAUGCGCAGUUUAAAGCUUCUGGAUGCCUCUGUAAGGGGAAAUCAACGGGUCGGCCUGCAGUGAGCGAAGAAACGGUUGAACGCGUGCGGGCAAGUUUCACGCGUAGCCCGCGGAAGUCGACGAAUAAAGCAAACAGGGAGCUAAACGUACCACAGCCGACGGUUUGGAAAAUCUUACGGAAAAGGCUAAAGCAGAAGCCUUACCGUUUACAAUUGCUACAAGCCCUGACACCCGAUGACAAAGUCAAACGCUUUGAAUUUUCGGCGCGGUUGCAACAGCUCGUGGAAGAGGAUGCGUUCAGUGCGAAACUUGUUUUCAGUGAUGAAGCAACAUUUUUUCUUAGUGGUGAAGUGAACAGACACAAUGUGCGAAUCUGGCCGGUAGAGAAUCCUCACGCAUUCGUGCAGCAAAUUCGCAAUUCACCAAAAGUUAACGUGUUUUGUGCAAUCUCACGGUUUAAAGUUUACGGCCCCUUUUUCUUCUGCGAAAAAAACGUUACAGCACACGUGUAUCUGAACAUGCUGGAAAAUUGGCUCACGCCACAACUGGAGACCGACAGCGCCGACUUCAUCUUUCAACAGGAUGGUGCUCCACCGCACUUCCAUCACGAUGUUCGGCAUUUCUUAAACAGGAGAUUGGAAAACCGAUGGAUCGGUCGUGGUGGAGAUCAUGAUCAGCAAUUCAUGUCACGGCCUCCACGCUCUCCCGACUUAACCCCAUGCGAUUUCUUUCUGUGGGGUUAUGUGAAAGAUUCAGUGUUUAAACCUCCUCUACCAAGAAACGUGCCAGAACUGCGAGCUCGCAUCAACGAUGCUUUCGAACUCAUUGAUGGGGACAUGCUGCGCCGAGUGUGGGAGGAACUUGAUUAUCGGCUUGAUGUCUGUCGAAUCACUAAAGGGGCACAUAUCGAACAUUUGUGAAUGCCUAAAAAAACUUUUUGAGUUUUUGUAUCUUUGUGCAAAGCACUGUGAAAAUAUCUCAAAUAACAAAGUUAUUGUAGAGCUGUGAAAUCGCUUCAGUCAUUUGUAAUAACCCUGUAAAUCAUUAUAUAACGUCUACGCGUGACCAGAGGUCCGUGUCCAUUGGUGUUGGUUUCGAAUGCCCAUAAGACAACACUUUCGUCUCCUGGGUUUAGUUUGUCAUCUCGUUGCUGGUUAAAACUAACGAUUUCUAACGUUUGAUUGCGCUCAGUGAACCAUUCGAUUAAGUGCUGCGUUCGAAUCUCCAGGAAACACACAACUUUAUGGCAGAUCAUUUCGAGUUUAAACUUGCACACUGUUUGUUACUUUUGACUGAAACCAUACUUGAGAUAUUUCGUCUUUACUUGUUAGAUUGCAUUCCCGGAUAGUAGCGCAGUAAGAAAACUUUCGUCGUGUCAUUUAAAGGAGGAUGCUGCUUUCUGAGGUUUCAUUUAUUACAAUACAUUUGAAUUUGGAAGCGUAAUGGCUGUGUAAUCUCGAAUAACACCUUUUCUGGUAUUUGCAUUAUCGAAUUAUUAAUUUGCAUCUAAACUGAUGGUCGCACAGAGCAGUUGUCUCUUGUGGCCUCAUGCAGUGAACAUUUUGUAUAGGCAAAGACUGUACCGAAAAGAGAGCAGAGGAACAAUGUUACGUGGACUGAUCACAAAUCAGGCGAAACACAAUUCAGAUCUUUCCGUAAAGUUUCUGGCGUGCAGCCGCAUAAACUCAGCCUCUUCUCCUAAUGUUUCGGCCGAACACCGUCCCGCCAUCUCCAGAGUGAGCCGAAGUGACUGACGCUGGCGCACUGGGUCCGUUUUUUUAAACCCAAGGACCGAACCACUGAAUUUAUGCGGCUGCACGCCAGAAUCUUUAUGGAACAGUCCUUACGCCGCAACAACAUUGAGAUGGACGACAACUGAGAUAGUUCAGAUGAUUUUGAGCAUGAUAGCACAUGUUUUUAACAUGUGCUAUCGUGUGCUAUGAGGCCAUAAAAUGUCACACACACACACACACACACACACACACACACACAGUUUUUUUAUGGGGGUGGUGUUGCCGAGUUGGUGUUUGUUAUCUCUCACAUGUUUUGCAUAAAUUGUUGUCUGUGUGUCAGAAAGUUUCUGUGUUUGGUGAGGCUGAAUGAAGAAAACUGCCGUUAACUGCAGUGAAAUUUUUUUGCCUGCAUACCAGGAAAGUGUCUGUUUGAAAACCAGGAGACGGAAUUCUUGUUGUGUGUGACGUCUGGCAGUGAAGCUGCAGACAGAGACCAGUGUCAGCUGCAAGGAGCCUGUCCUGUGGUGGAGGUGAGCGACUGGUUAGGUGUAGCGUGCCGAGAGCAGAGGAGCUGACUCGCAGGAAUGAGUGUGACAAAAUGUGGCAAUGAAAUUCUUUCAGACGUUGUAUAAUGCUAUUUGUAAUGGACGAUGAAUGAAGAUUUUCUUAUGAGGGGGAUAGAACAGAUUUGCUGUAAUUUAAUACAUCCACACAAUUGCGCACUGUUUUGUACUGUGGGAGGGGGAAUACGGUAGGUUUGUUUCAGGACAGAUUUGUAUUCGCAACAGUUGUUUCCUCGUGUGGCUGUUUUCCUUGUUCUGUGUGCUGUGUGUUUGCAGCAGAGAGUGGCAGUUUGUGUGUUUUGUGCAGGAGCCUCUCUGCAGAGGAGAGGGCCAGGAGGCUGGUCCAGGCGGCUGAGCGGGGGGCAGUGGGGGAGCUGAGGGCGC
Messenger RNA from Schistocerca cancellata (South American locust), 4287 nucleotides. RefSeq lists its product as uncharacterized. The record is from RefSeq and is a predicted model, not a curated record. Gene Ontology annotation, molecular function: nucleic acid binding. The transcript is spliced from 2 exons. Lineage: Eukaryota; Metazoa; Arthropoda; Insecta; Orthoptera; Acrididae. The coding region runs from base 1475 to 2527 and encodes 350 amino acids.